Messenger RNA from Chelonus insularis, 1974 nucleotides. It is a transcript of the gene lic, whose product is annotated as dual specificity mitogen-activated protein kinase kinase lic. The transcript is spliced from 7 exons. The record is from RefSeq and is a predicted model, not a curated record. Bases 254 to 1264 code for a protein of 336 amino acids. Gene Ontology annotation, molecular function: ATP binding; MAP kinase kinase activity. Gene Ontology annotation, biological process: protein phosphorylation; stress-activated MAPK cascade. NCBI's taxonomy places the organism in Eukaryota, Metazoa, Arthropoda, Insecta, Hymenoptera, Braconidae.
UAACUUGCACGAAAACUUCAUAUAUGGGCAAUAAUUUUGAUAAAUUUGUUAUUGAAAAUAAGGUUGAAAAUAAAUUAAUAAUCAACUUGACAAAUUAAAACUAUCAUAUUUUUGAUAGCCUAAUAUUUUGAGUAUUUUAUUUCAGUCAACUGAUAGUAUUCUUGAUGGGCUGUUAUUUAAUUGAAAAUGUUGUUUAUUAGUUAUUAACGGACUUAGAAAGACAGCUAGAAAGAAAGAAUUAGACGUAUUCAUAAUGGCUGCACGCAAAGGCAAACGAAAUCUAAAACUUCAAGUUUCUGAAGAAACUGUUCCUAUAACACCGCCAAGAAAUCUUGAUAAGCGAACGACAAUUACAAUAGAAGAUAAAACUUUUGAAGUAGAGGCCGAUGAUCUUGAAACUUUAUGUAUACUUGGCAGAGGAGCAUAUGGAGUUGUUGAUAAAGUAAAGCAUAAACAAAGUGGUACCAUAAUGGCGGUAAAACGAAUAACAGCAACAGUAAAUACACAAGAGCAAAAGAGAUUACUGAUGGACUUGGAUAUUUCAAUGCGCAGCUCAGAUUGCCCGUACACAGUACAAUUUUAUGGUGCAUUAUUUAGAGAAGGUGAUGUUUGGAUUUGUAUGGAAGUCAUGGAUAUGAGUUUAGAUAAGUUUUAUAUGAAAUCUUAUAAAAAUGGAUGUUCCAUACCUGAAGAUAUUCUAGGAAAAAUAGCAUUUGCAGUAGUGAGUGCGCUGCAUUAUCUUUAUUCUCACCUUAGAGUCAUUCAUAGAGAUGUUAAGCCUAGUAAUAUAUUAAUCAAUCGAAAAGGUGAAGUAAAAAUUUGUGAUUUUGGAAUAUCUGGUUACCUCGUUGACUCUGUAGCCAAAACCAUUGAUGCUGGUUGUAAACCUUACAUGGCUCCAGAAAGGAUAGACCCAUCAGGAAAUCCCUCCCAAUAUGAUAUAAGAUCUGAUGUUUGGUCAUUAGGGAUUUCCUUGGUCGAACUGGCAACAGGAAAAUUUCCUUAUGAAUCUUGGGGCACACCUUUUGAACAACUUAAACAAGUCGUUAAAGAUGAUCCACCGAAAUUACCACCAGGACAGUUUUCUGAUGCCUUUAAUGAAGUUAUAACUAAGUGUUUAAUGAAAGACUACACAGCCCGUCCGAAUUAUAGUCAAUUACUUGAGUUAGAUUUUAUAGUCGAACACUCAAAGAAAGAUACCGAUGUAGCUGGAUUUGUCGAUAAAAUAUUAAAUUUACCAGAUCCAGAACCAAAUUCUAAAUAGUAAAACCAGUAAUAAACUCAUUAUUAAUUAGUAGCUGUCAACAUAAACAUGGACGUAAGUUUAGCGCGUUAUAUCUACCGGAUGAGACCUUAUAUUAACUCUGAAUUUUUAUAACCAUCAAUGUCAUUAGUAUGUCAUUUAUUCAGAAAUAAUUACAAGUACGUUGACUCUCAUUAAUUAGCCAUCAUCAUUCUUUCAUUUAUUAGAUGUAUAAUAAAAACUGCUGAUUUAUUAAAUUCUCUUUUUUAUAUUGUUAGUUUAUUAUCGUGUUAUUCAGGUUAAAAAGUCUGUACAUUUCUUGAAAAAAUUUUCUUUAAAAAGUUUGUCAAUAAUUAAACAUGGUUAAAUAUCCAAUGUAAUAUUUUUUUGAUAAUAAUGACUAGAUUUAGAGAAAUAGUUAAAAAUUCUAUAUAAAAUAAUUCAGCAGUGAUAGAAAGUGUACAUAAUUGUAUGAGGUACAACGAAAUUUUUGAAAAAAAUAUAUAUAAAUAAAUAAAUCCACCAAAAUAUAAAAAUUAUUGUUUUAAUUUGUAACAGCAUUCAGUAAGAUUGUUUGAGUCAAUUAGAUUACAAUAAAUAAAUCAAUGAAAAAAUACAUAAUAGAAAGACUGUCAACAAUUGUCAUUUAUGUAAUAUAAUCGUACAGAUAAUGAUACAUAUAAGUAGAGCGUACUAUUGAUAUAAGUAUUAGUCUCUCAUUUAAAAAAAAA